Annulohypoxylon truncatum is the source of this 3610-nucleotide messenger RNA. RefSeq lists its product as uncharacterized. NCBI's taxonomy places the organism in Eukaryota, Fungi, Ascomycota, Sordariomycetes, Xylariales, Hypoxylaceae. The coding region runs from base 165 to 3524 and encodes 1119 amino acids. The transcript has 7 exons. Gene Ontology annotation, molecular function: protein binding. The record is from RefSeq and is a predicted model, not a curated record.
CCCUCAGCACUGCCUACUCUGUUCCCCCUUCUGAACCUAGAACUUUGCCCAAUUUAUCAUCGCAUUCAUCUAUUCUCAAUCUCGCUGGUACUAUCCAUGGCAAGGCAACCUUGAAACCAACCAUGCGAAAAAAGACUCGGGGCUCUUCACGGUAUGAGUGAAUAAUGAUGGCGGGAAGUUACGCCAUUCUCGUGGGCUUUACUGCCAUUUUAACCCACAUACUACGACGAAAGCAGCGCCGAGAUCGACCGCGGGAUGAUAACACCGGCAUCGUCCAGCUACACGGGUCGGAUAACGCAAACAUCGACAUUUGUUUCGUACAUGGUUUGGCCGGCGAUCGUACCGGGACCUGGGAGUGGGCUGAUGAUAAUUCCAAAGAAACACAUUCCUGGCCAGCAGAAUUUCUACCGCAAGAUAUCGAAGCGGACCGUCUUAAUGUUCGCAUACUCUCUUAUGGAUAUAAAUCAUUUGCCCCGACGCCGGAAUACCUAACCCAGAGGACUCUCUAUCGUCAUUCUCAAUCGCUUUUGCUGGCCCUGGCAAAUCUUCGUAAGGACUGUCCUGACCGGCCACUUAUAUUCGUUGGUCAUAGUCUUGGGGGCAUCGUCAUCAAGAGUGCUCUUAUUUUCUCUAGUCAGGAUAAAAGCCCAGACCUCUUGGCUCUCUCCGUUUCUACUACUGGAAUUAUAUUCUUAGGAACACCUCAUAAUGAGACGAUGCCAACUUUGGAUCAAUUGAAAUGGCCGAGAAUCCUUGCGAAUAUUGUCGAUUUAACUAAAGUGGGCAAUCCGAGUCUAGUGAAGCACCUAGAAAAGCAGAGUCUAAGCUUGCAAAGUCGGCUACAGCCUUUCAAGGCCUUGAGCGACAACAUUUCUAUCGUCUCGUACUAUGAAGAAGCCUCGACUACCCUGCCACACAUAAUCGUGCCCAAGCCCUCCACGAAACCAUCAUACGGUGACAGAGUGGAUAUAAUUCACGCGGGUCAUCGAGACAUGUGCAGAUUCAACAGUCGCGAAAACCCGGACUAUAAAAAUGUCUCUCGCGAAUUGCUGCGUCUAUGCCAUGAAUCAAACCAACGAUCGCAGGAUAACUGGGAGAAGCACAAAAGAAAUAGAAGAGAAGAGGUUUCGAUGGACUACAUGAAAAGAGUCCAAAGCGCAAAGGUGGAAGAUCAAACUCCUAGUAUCGCGGGACUGGAUGACUUUCGUAUCGAUGAUUCCCCUUUGCCGUCUCGGAAUAAGAGGUUUGUGGGUAGAGCAGAAGAACUUGAGUUCCUCCGUAAGACUCUCCUUGGGGAACGCUCACUACCUUACCGUGAUACUUGCGCCACUGUCAACCUCUUUGGAUCCGUAGGGAUGGGUAAGACUGAGAUUGCCCAAGAAUUUGCACAUUUAUACCGAAAUUGCUUUACAUCUGUCUUUUGGAUCCCCGCUACUAGCAGGCAUUCUAUUGAGCAAGGCCUCGUAAAUAUCGCAAACACCCUUCGUCAACAACUUCAUGGGCCUAGUUCAACGACGGCCUUUCGGAUCCUGGCUGACUCAUCACCCAAUACGGGACUUGACAGGAACCAGCUGGAUCAAACCAUUAAGGCGGUGAUGGAAUGGUUUCAGAGCACCGAGAAUUCGAAAUGGUUGGUGAUAGUGGAUGGUCUCGAACAUGCCGGCGAUCGCGAAACCAUGAAAUGUAUCCCUAGGACGACUUGUUCUCAUGGGCACUGCAUAAUUACUUCACGGCGACCGAUAGAAUGGAACUUUGUCCAGACUCAUCAAGUGCACCCGUUUAGCCCCGACGAAUCCUCCUCACUUUUGAAGGCAUCCACGGGCCUUUCAGACGCCGAUGAACGGGACUUGGACGAACUAUCGAGAUCCCUUCAACACAUACCCCUAGCGCUUAGUGCUGCUGCUUCGUACAUCUCUUCAACGCAGAUAUCUAUACAAAGAUAUAUGCAACUUUUCCAGGCCUCAUUGUAUGCUGGAAAGGAGAAGCCCGUCACAUUGUUGGAGGACGAGCUUAUUAGAAUCGAGAAAUUGGUGCUAAACACCAUAAACAAUGUUCCUGAUACCCCUAGGCUUCGGCAGCCCCCUUCCCUUGGGAUAUUCCAAGUUUGCUGUGUCCUCUCAAUGGAGUCAAUUUGCUUAUCAAUAUUCUUGUCUGGUUCGUUCAAAAAGAAAUAUCCGGGCAAUACGAUGGCUGCUAUCAAGGAGCUUGAACAUCAUUCGCUAGUAGCUCUCACCGAAGACAAGAGAUACCUCAUCACCCAGAACAUAGUCCUUGAACACAGCUGUCGCCUUUUCCCGGGUGAUCAGCGUCAAGCCGCCAGUCAAAUAGCUUGCGAAUCUGCGUUAGCCGCUGUCAAGUCAUUACAAGAUCUUAGAGAUGAAGACAAGUCAGCCGAUACCUCGUUUGCCGAGUGUGACCUAGCGGCUGUCAUAUCCCGUUGUUAUCAACUCAUCAACGCCGAAAUUCCUACAUCCUACGAAUGGGCGAUUGACCUGGACUUGAUGGGUCGGACGUGUGAAAGACAGGGCCGAACUGAAGACGCGGUUAAAUACUAUAAUUUGCUACUUAACCGGAAUGGUGGAAGUGCUUCUGUAACCCGAAAAGCAAAAUUGCGGCUGGCUAUAACCCGUCGCGUAUCUGGUGAUGACGUUCGAGCUGAGUGUGAAGAACUUAUACGGUCAAACGGCGACGUAUUAUCGGAAUCGACAGUGUCGUUAGCGGAAGAAAAGCCACGGGGAGAUGAGGUGGACAUCGAAGCGCUACGGCUCUUAAAGAAAAUGGCACACGACCAAUCUAAUCCAGAGGAGGAACUGGAAAUCUCAAGGCAGAUCGCGGCUGUGCAAGAAUACCGCCUUGGAAACAAGCACCCGGGCACACUUGACGCUGUUCAACAACUUGCAAAGGACCUGAUCGAGGUUGGGUUCUAUGACGAAGCAGAAGCCAACAUGAGACGUGUUCUACUCUCAUAUGAGAACAUGGUUGGUGCCAACUACGUAAAAAAGACGGAGGCUUGCGAGGUUCUGGCAUCGAUACGACUAAAACAGGGUAAAUACGACGACGCCAAGGAGCUCUUCAACCGUGCCUUACACAACCAUCUAGCACGUCUUGGUCGCGAACAUCCUACCACCCAGAAAUGUUGGUCGCAGUUAGGUCAAGUUUAUGAUCUGCAAGGUCACUCUGACAUUGCCGGCGAGAUUUAUGACAAGUGCAUCGCUAUCCUCAACGCAACAAAAGGGGGCGACCAUCCAGAUGUGCUACAAGUACGCGGCUACAAAGCUGAGAACCUAGCUAACCGGAACAUGUUUGAUGAGGCUGAAAGGGAACUCAGAGCCAUGCUUGGGCUUAUGGAAACUAACAAGAGUAUCCAUCAAGAGGGUGAUAGGCGCAGGACUGCCCUACAACUUGUCGACAUACUGAAGAGGAGCCCUAAAGCUGACGACGCCGCCUGGUUAGCAAACAAGGUGCACGAUCUUGAGUUUCGGUAUGACCUCGAUCUACACCGCCGGAUCGGUUGGAUAUAUUAAGGAUUACUACCUUCUCAUAGAUAAAAACCUUAUGUGGAUGUGCAUAUAGGCAUUUAAUAUAGUAUAUAAUACUCCAUGAACAUAGG